This is a messenger RNA of Branchiostoma belcheri (Belcher's lancelet), 1831 nucleotides long. Its product is annotated as kelch repeat and BTB domain-containing protein 2-like. The record is from RefSeq and is a predicted model, not a curated record. Lineage: Eukaryota; Metazoa; Chordata; Leptocardii; Amphioxiformes; Branchiostomatidae. The transcript has 5 exons. The coding region runs from base 47 to 1831 and encodes 594 amino acids. Gene Ontology annotation, molecular function: protein binding.
GCAUACAGUUCCCUUCGGGAGGUACAGCACCCUCAUCAUCAUCAACAUGGCUGCCGCGGACCAAGAAACCCACGCCAGCUCAGUUCGUCCUCGUUCCUACCAAGACGAGAGCUAUCAGCACGGGUUUCUCGGAGCUGUGGGUGACUUACAGAAGGAAGGGGAACUGCAGGAUGUCGUCCUUGAAGUCGAGGGCCGGCGGUUUCCCUGCCAUCGCCUUGUUCUGUCCGCGGCCAGCCCCUACUUCAGAGCCAUGUUUACAAGUGACAUGGCGGAAAGUCGGCAGAACACGGUCGUUUUACAGGGUUUGGAUGCAGACAUGUUUGAGGAGAUCCUGAGUUACAUCUACUCGGGAACCCUCCACGUGUCUCUGGACAGAGUGCAGCCCCUGUACCAGGCAGCCGACCUCCUGCAGCUGGACUAUGUGAGAGACACCUGCAGCAGCUACAUGGACAUGAACGUGGAGCACUCCACCUGUGUGGACCUGUACAAGUUUGCUGAUGUCUUCACGGUGGAUGCUGUUCUGAACUCUUGUCUGCAGUAUAUAUGCCAGCAUUUUGUGGAGGUUUCCUCCAGUGAUGAGUUCUGCAGCCUGAGUGUGGAUCAGCUGACUGAGAUCAUCAGCCAGGAUGAGCUGGAGGUUAAAGAGGAGACCAGAGUGUGGGAGGCUGUGGUGAGAUGGGUGCAGCACAGCAGGGAGGACAGACUGCAGCACCUACCCAGCAUCCUCCCUCACAUCCGCUUCAACCUGCUGACCUCAGAUGACACGGCAGCCAUCUUGGAUCAUACCCUGGUCAGGGAGGAUCCUGGGAGUUCUGAGGUCAUCAGGAAUGUGGUACGCUCCAACCAGAAGCCGAGGCUUGCGAUGACUACAGAAAUGGUUCUGUUGCGUGAUGAUGUGAAUGGUAAAAAGAUGCUGUGGAUGAACCCAGGAGAAGGGAAGUACAUCUGGUGUGACUACAACCAACCAGUAUGUCCAUACAGGGGUGUGGUUACUCGUGAUAAUGAGAUCUAUGCCUUGGCUGCAGAUCCAAACAACAUCUAUCUGUGUAAAUACAACCAUGUUGAGAACAAGUGGGAACAGAAGUCUACCGUGUCCAAAGGAUGUGAAGAACCGGGAGUUCCAAAUGACUACCUUAUGGAAAUCGAUGGACAUCUUUUUUACCUUGUGGUAGAUCCAGAGGUGGUAUUGAAGAAAUACAACCAGCACUCGAACGAGUGGCAUAACUGUUCAACGCCUGAAGAUUGUGAGUUUGCCUCCAUUUGUUUUGCAGUGUCCUGCAAUCAGCACAUCUACCUCUUCACACUUGCAGAAAUGCAUUGGUACAACCCAAGGGAAGACCGGUGGUCCAAGAAAGCCCUGUCAGUCUACGGCCCUGAAGUGGAACUAGACUUCGGUAUCAUGGCAGUUGCCAUGGGAACAGAGAUCUUUUGGAUGGAUCCUGGCACCUACAGGGUGUUGGUGUACGACACACAAGCAGACAGCUGGUCUGAACUUGAACAUCCAGUCCUAAGGUUUCAGGACCUGAAUCAGGAGACUAAUCCAGACAUUGAAGAUGUGGCUUUCUUUGUACUCCAAAACACGCUGCAUGCAAUGGUGGAGUAUUCAUAUGAAGAUUACCCGAAUCCAGAUGACGAGCAAAGGCUACUUCAACAGGUUUUCGUGUAUGACAGGCCUAAAGGUGUUUGGAGAGAGUUAUCCGAACUGCCUUUUGGGCGGCAGUGUGUGUACAAUUGUACAAACGCCGUGGCUCGGAUGUACCUACCAUAUCUGAACACCAGCCAAGCUGACACACAGGAUGCAGCAAACCCAGAGGGACCAAGUGGAGAAUAG